Molecule: messenger RNA, 1670 nt
Organism: Syngnathus typhle (broad-nosed pipefish)
Lineage: Eukaryota; Metazoa; Chordata; Actinopteri; Syngnathiformes; Syngnathidae
Product: steroid 17-alpha-hydroxylase/17,20 lyase
Exons: 7
Coding region: 1-1656 (551 amino acids)
Biological process (GO): progesterone metabolic process; hormone biosynthetic process
Molecular function (GO): iron ion binding; steroid 17-alpha-monooxygenase activity; heme binding
Source: RefSeq, a predicted model, not a curated record
AUGGCUGAGUAUGUUUUUUCCGUCUCGCCAUUCCUUCCAGUGCUCCUUGUCCUCGCCGCGCUCGCCGUCCUGGUGGCGCUUGCUCCUCGCUCCAUCGGGAUGCCGGGCCUGCCCCGUCUGCCCGUGGUGGGCAGUCUGCCUUGGAUGAGGGGUGGCAAACCUCCACACCUGCUUUUCAUACAGUUGGGCCGAAAGUAUGGGCCAUUGUUCGAGUUGUUCCUGGGGCCCCAUCGCACCGUGGUAGUCAACGCCUACGAACACGCCAGAGAGGUUCUGCUGCAGCGAGGGCGAGACUUCGCCGGGCGCCCCAGCAUGGUGACCACCGAUCUGCUGACCCGAGGCGGGAAAGACAUCGCCUUUUCCGACUACUCGCCGCUGUGGAAGCUGCACCGCCGCCUGGUGCACACUUCCUUCGCUCUGUUUGGAGAAGGAAGCAACCGCCUGCAGGACGUUGCCUCCGAUGAUGACAUUUUGUCAGUUCUGUCCGAGGUGGACGGUCUGUGCGCAGAGCUGCUGUCCAGCAAGGGGUGCAGCUUCGACCCGUCCCUCGCGGUGACCACGGCCGUCACCAACGUGGUGUGCACGCUGGUGUUCGGAACCACCUAUAAGCACGGCGACAAAGAGCUUCUGGAGGUGAUGCGCUACAACGACGGCAUUGUACGGACCAUCACCAGGGGAGGACUGGUUGACAUCUUCUCCUGGAUGAAGGUGUUCCCCAACGCCUCUCUGAGUGAGCUACGAUCGUGCAUUGCCGUGCGGGACCGCCUCCUCACGCAAAAACUGCAUGAACACAAGGCAGCACUGAGCGAAGGUGACCCUCGAGAUCUCCUGGAUGCCUUGCUGAAGGGUCAAGGGUCCCCCGGGCCCGACGGGGCAACCAUCACAGACGACCAUGUGUUGAUGACGGCGGCGGAAGCCUUCGGCGCCGGCGUGGAAACUACAUCCACCACGUUGCUCUGGAUUCUGGCCUACCUACUGCACCACCCCGAGGUACACGCUCACAAGCAUUUAGGUUGCUUCGCCGCAUUUGUUGACCGGCAUCUCAUGCAGGUCCAGGAGCGGGCGCAGAAGGAGCUGGAUGAGCAAGUGGGCGAACGAGCUGUGCGCACGUCUGAUCGCGGAAGGCUCCCGUAUCUGGACAGCAUUAUCUACGAGGGGAUGCGGAUCCGGCCGGUGAGCCCGGUGCUGAUUCCACAUAUCGCCGUGACCGACAGCAGGUACACCAAACGAGCAGCGGGUGCCACGCGCGUGUGCGGGCUGACGUCGGUUUCUCGCCGUAGCAUCGGAUGUCACACCAUCCCCAGUGGAACUCGCGUGUUGGUCAACAUGUGGGCCAUCCAUCACCACCCUGACCACUGGGACAGACCGGAUCUGUUUCAGCCAGAUCGCUUCCUGAAUGAUCAGGGUCAGCUGGUCACACCCUCCUGCUUCCUGCCGUUUGGGGCGGGGCCACGCAUCUGUGUGGGCGAAUCCCUGGCCAGGAUGGAACUCUUCCUAUUCUUGUCCUGCAUGCUCCAGCGAAUGAGCUUCAUACUGCCGGAUGGGGCUUCCCCUCCCAACCUGCAGGGGCGCCUCGGCGUGGUCUUGCAGCCUCUGCCUUAUAAGGUCGCCGUCAAGCCGAGGGCAGAGUGGGAAGUUGGCACUCAUGUUUUCUAACCAGUCGCUAUGAA